UGCACCCUUCUCUUUGGUCAUGGACCUAAGAAGCUUCACAGAUGAAGAAAGGAAGAACAUCAAUAUACCAAGAAGAGUAGUCUCCUAUAGCGGCGGCGGCGCUCAGUCGAAUUCAUCUGAGCCGAACAUCAUCCAGUUUUCUUCUCCAAGGCCAUCUUCUGCUUCAGCAACAUCAAUCCCACUUCACCCUAUGAGCCCCGAGACACCCUGGGCGCUCUCCCCCAUCCGCACAUCUCCCUCUCAACCCCUUCUUUACCAUUGCAUCGCCUCUCUCCACCGCCGUGAAGGUAACAUCUUCUCCAUCGCACUCACUAAAGAUUUUCUUUUCACCGGCUCCGAGAGCCGCCGCAUCCACGUCUGGAAGCAGCCGGACUGCACCGAAAUCGGCUACAUAAGGGCUAGUUCCGGCCAAGUUCGCGCCCUCCUGUCCUACGGGAGAAUGCUCUUCACCACACACAGUGACUGCAAAAUCCGCAUAUGGAAUGUGUCCAUCACUGAAAAUUUCAGACCCAAGAAGAUUACGACAUUGCCUCAAAGAAACCCAUUUUACAUGUUUUCAAGAAAGAGCAACUCUCAGCACAAGAACAUCAUCUCAUGUCUUGCUUACAACCAUGAAGAAAAGCUUCUGUACACAGGUUCCUGGGACAAAACCGUCAAGGCGUGGAAUGUCUCCGACAGGCAAUGUGUGGAUUCCUUUGUUGCCCACGACGGCCAUGUCAAUGCAAUUGUCAUCAACGAGCAGGAUGGCUGCGUUUUCACUUGCUCAUCCGACGGCUCAGUGAAGAUCUGGAGAAGGGUAUUUGGAGAAAACUCCCACAUUCUCACCAUGACCCUCAAGUUUCAACUCUCCCCUGUUAAUGCUCUGGCGUUGAACAUGUCAGCAGGCACCUGCUUGCUCUACUCUGGGUCGUCGGAUGGGCUGAUAAACUUCUGGGAGAAGGAAAAGCUGUCGGGUAGAUAUAACCAUGGAGGGUUUCUUCAAGGCCACCAUUUUGCUGUGCUUUGCUUGGUAGCCGUAGGAGACAUAGUGUUUAGUGGCUCAGAGGAUUCAACCAUCAGGAUUUGGAGGAGAGAGGAAGGAAAUUGCUUGCAUUCGUGUCUUUCUGUCGUGGAAGGACAUCAUGGGCCAGUGAGAUGCUUGGCUGCUUCUUUGGAGUCUGAUAAUUUGGUCAAGUGUUUGCUGAUUUACAGUGCAAGCUUUGAUCAAACAUUGAAGGUAUGGCGGGUCAAGAUAUAUCCUGCUGACAAGGAUAACUUGGAGGAGCCAUUGAAAUCAGAUCAGCAGCAUAGAGAAACUGUGGAGUUCGAGAUGAGUCCAGUUUUGUCGCCAUCGUGGGUGGAAAAGAAGCUUCAAGGAGAUCAUUUUCAGUAGCUUGUAAUGUAAGCUUUAGUUUUAGUAUGCUUA
Messenger RNA from Corylus avellana, 1405 nucleotides. Its product is annotated as protein JINGUBANG-like. NCBI's taxonomy places the organism in Eukaryota, Viridiplantae, Streptophyta, Magnoliopsida, Fagales, Betulaceae. The record is from RefSeq and is a predicted model, not a curated record. Gene Ontology annotation, molecular function: protein binding.